CUGCUAUUUGAGUCAGGGAGGGGAUUUCUUUCCGUAGAACGCAGAUGCCGAAAAAGCUUUUGAUCUCUAGGCUGAGCUAGCAAAAGGUUACGAAUCCCUGUCCUGUUUGUGCUCCGGUGAGCCCUGGAUUGUUGCUUCCCUGGGCGCGGGGGAUCUGUCAGUGGCGGGGCGGGGGGGGAAAAGACCUGCAGCCCAGGGGACCGUGGGGCCGAGGUGAUGGGGACCGUGGGGCCGAGAUGGGGACCGUGGGCUUCUCCGGGGUGCACCCAAGCAGAUGGCGCUCCUGCUUCGUGCGUCCCCCGCCGCCCAAGGCUGUCGAGGCAGGCGGUUUCCUGGAACCGGAUCCCCGGCCUUGACAGAACCUCCUCUGCCAUCGCCGCCGGUAGCCAUGGACCUGCGAGCGGAGCUGCUGAAGUCCAUCUGGUACGCCUUCACCGCCCUGGACGUGGAGAAGAGCGGCAAGGUUUCCAAAUCCCAGCUCAAAGUGCUGUCUCACAACCUGUACACGGUGCUGUGCAUCCCCCACGACCCCGUGGCGCUGGAAGAGCAUUUCCGUGAUGAUGACGAUGGGCCGGUGUCCAGCCAGGGUUACAUGCCGUACCUCAACAAGUACAUCCUGGAUAAGGUGGAGGAAGGUGCUUUUGUCAAAGAAAACUUUGAUGAGCUCUGCUGGACCCUGACAGCGAAAAAGAAUUACAAGCCCGACCGGAAUGGGAAUAGCAUUGUAUCCCACCAAGAUGCCUUCAAGCUCUGGUGUCUCUUCAACUUUCUGUCUGAAGACAAAUACCCUCUCGUCAUGGUGCCAGACGAGGUGGAGUACCUGCUGAAGAAGAUCUGCACGGCCAUGAACGUGGAGCUGAACUCCUGCGAGCUGGAUGACUACCUCUCCCAGGAGCCGCAGGGGCAGGGGGGGCUGACGGUCUGGCAGUUCCUGGACAUGGUGAACUCGGGGCGGUUCCUGCGAGGCAUCGAGCAGGAGGCUGUCAGCAUGGCCGUGGAGGAGGUGUACCAGGAGGUCAUCGAGGAUGUGCUCAAACAGGGCUACCUCUGGAAGAAAGGCCAGCUGAGGAGGAACUGGUCAGAGCGGUGGUUCACGCUGAAGCCCAGUGUCCUGUCCUACUACAUGAGUGAGGAACGGAAGGAGAAGAAGGGGAGCAUCGCGCUGGACAAGCACUGCUGCGUGGAGGUGCUGCCCGACCGGGAUGGGAAGAGGUGCAUGUUCUGCGUGAAGACCUCCUCCCGCACCUACGAGAUGAGCGCCUCCGACACCCGGCAGCGCCAGGAGUGGACGCUAGCCAUCCAGACAGCCAUCCGCCUGCAGGCUGAGGGCAAGAAGUCCCUGCACAAAGACCUGAAGCAGAAGCGACGGGAGCAGCGGGAGCAACGGGAGCAGCGCAAGGCGGCCAAGGAGGAGGAGACGCAGCGGCUCAAGCAGCUCCAGGAGGAGAAGGAGAGGAAGCUGCAGGAGCUGGAGCUGCUCAAGGAGGCCCAGCGGCAGGCAGAGAUACUCCUGCAGGAGGAGGAGCAGCGGCGGAGGCAGCAGCACGAGGAGAUGCAGAGGACCCUGGAGAUCCAGCUGCGGGAGGCUGAGCAGGCUCGCGCCUCCAUGCAGGCAGAGAUGGUCCUGAAGGAGGCAGAGGCAGAGCGUCAGCGCAAGCGCAUCUUGGAGCUGGAAGACAUGCAGGAGCGUCUCCAGGAGGCCCUGCAGCAGGAGGUGAAAGCGCGGCAGGAUGAGGAGUCCGUGAGAUAUGCGCAGGCCAGGCUACUGGCUGAGGAAGAGGAGAAGCUGAAGCAGCUGAUGAAGCUGAAGGAGGAGCAAGAGGAAUAUAUCAUCAAAACUCAGCGGGAGAAGCAAGUCCUCAAGCAGGAGAUGGAGAACAAGAACAAGUGUCUGGAAGAGGCGCAGAAGCAGCUGGAAGAAGUGAGAGUGAACAGGCAGCGAGUGGACCAAGACGUCAUGGCGGCCCAGCGGAAGCUGCGACAGGCCAGCACCAACGUCAAGCACUGGAACGUCCAGAUGAACCGACUGAUGCACCCCAUCGGGCCGGGAGACAAGCGUACAAACGUGAGCAGUGGAGGCUUCACUGGCUACCAACCCAUCCUCUCCCGGAGAGAUUCCUCCCUCAAACUCAAGCAGAAAGUGGAGGAUAAAGGCAGCAGCCCCACAAGGGACAACAGCAAGGAAAACGUGAGCAAUGGUGGGAACAGCGGCAUGCCGCCGUCUACGGAUGCAGACACCAUGACCACAGAGCCCACCAACUAGCCCGGCAGGAUGGCAGAGCCCAGCAGGAAACUGCAGGGCCCAGCACAUCCCUCCAAGCGGACAGUCAAUACGGCCAUCUCUGGAUGGAGACAAGUGGGGACCAGCACAGAGCCUAUAGGUGAUUACGUAUAAGGCAGAGAUGCUCCCAUUUUCUUCAAAGGGCUGCAGCCACGACGUGCCGGGAGGCUCAGACAGCCCAAAAUUGGGGAGAAGGCAGCAGGGCCAUCUCCUCUGGGCUGCCCAGGUGUGGGACCUGGACUCAACUCCCCAGACUCUGGUUUCCACCCUGCCUAAAAAAAAAAAAAAAAGCCACCAGUGGGUCUGGACCACGUGGCCCAGGGCUGCAGUUCCCCCUUGGUUUCUACCAGCAACCCUUCUGCAUCACCUGCUGCACCCCUGGGUGCAUGGCCCUGCAACGGCAGCUGCCAGGGAAGCCUUGGCAGACUGAGCGGUGCCUUCUUGCCACCCCCACAGAAAGGCCAAGGUGUCCUUAACUAACACGUGCAUUCCCUGAAGGUGGUUGUUAGUCACUGGAGUCACGUAGAUGUUAGCAGAAGCCAAUAAGCAAUAAAGCUUUUGGAGCUGCUGGCCCACAGACCUCCUUUCCCGCACAUCUGUGGCCCUGCAGGCACCAGAUGUCCCUCCUCGGCAGUGCGGGGUUUUGAUUCCCACUAUAGAAAAGAGCCCAUUAAAAGAAAUCAGACACCACCCGUGGAAAGGGGCUCCACCAGUGGAUUUUGGGUUGGUCUGUGGAGGGCCAAGAGGGACACACAGAUGCUGGUGAACUGCCCAUAGACGAUGAACUCCCCUCUGGGUGGAAGGGCAAGCACAGGGGUAACAUCUCGGAGGGCCAACACCUCUAUAUGAUUAAUUAAGUGCUUGUAUAGGAAGGUAACAGUGCUCUGGGCUUCGUUUAGGUCUUUGCCCUUGGACUACAGGACUCCCUGUUUCAGGAGUGGUCCAAGGCCCACAGAAGGCAAUAGUAAAGACUCCCAGGGGCCAUCUGAACUGGGAGCCGGUGGAUGUGGCAGCCCUCUUCAGUAACACUGGCCUGGCCUGUCUCCUGUUCCCCGAAAAACUGAGAAAAAAAAAGCCAAGUCUGCUGGCAAACCUCCUUGCACAGAAAAAAAAAACCAACCCACACCAACAUGGGGGUUAGUUCUUCCAAGCACCUCUGUUUAAAUACAGUCCCAUUCACCUGUGA
Molecule: messenger RNA, 3467 nt
Organism: Aquila chrysaetos chrysaetos
Lineage: Eukaryota; Metazoa; Chordata; Aves; Accipitriformes; Accipitridae
Gene: DEF6
Product: DEF6 guanine nucleotide exchange factor
Exons: 11
Coding region: 275-2263 (662 amino acids)
Cellular component (GO): nucleus; cytoplasm
Source: RefSeq, a predicted model, not a curated record